AUUCAGCUCCUCCGUUCCCGCGGCAUCUCUCAGUUUAAGAAGGAACGCAGGCGCUCACGGGGAACCUCACUGCGCGUGCGCAGCGCAGCUGAGGCGAACGGGCCACAGCCUUUACCCGCCUGAGCUGCGAGGAAGGGAGGAAGUAUUCCAGAGCUCGGGGAACGGAGGGGCCGCACGCGCGCCGCGCCCUGCCUGCCUCUGCGCGGGAGGGUGGAGAGGGGAAGGGUCGGCCCGUGUUGCCUCGGUGCUGUGGGUCCAGUGAUGUCCCCCUCGCGCGCGCCGGGGCGGCGAGGCGGUUCCGGCGUGCUGUGAUUCCCCUCCCCCCCGCCCGCCCCUCCGGCGGCGGGAGGCAGACGGUGCGCUGCCCAGGCGCGCCCGGCAGAGACCCCCCAACCCCCGAACUCCCCCCUCGCUUGGGGCGGCCCGAGGUGGGGAGGGGCAGGCGGCGACGGCCUCCAGCUUCCCCCGGGCCAAGCGGCAACUGCCGAGGAGCCGGCGGCGGGCGGAACCGCGGCUGCCGCUGAGGAGGCGCGAGCCCUGGUCAGGCCCCGCCCCCACCCACCCCAGCCUUGUACCCAACCAUGGACUGAACCCAGAGGCCCCUGGUUCCCGCGUUAGGCGCGGCCUCCCGUGGCCUGGGCACGUUGGUCAGUAGCGCCUGGACCCUGGGACUGCAGGGGUCAAGGGGUUGGGGUACUGCGUGUGGAGGAAGGGUGAUGGGGUAUGAGGAAGAGAAUGGUGGAGGCAGAGUAAAGGGGAAAGUUACAGAGCUCCGCUGGGCCAAGUGGUUAGUGGUGGCAGGUGGGAGUGUGUCGGAGUGAUGGGAGUGCAGAGUGGGGAGUGACUGGGGACAGCUGUGGUGUUCAGGUGCGGCAUGGAGCUGGUCUGUUGCCAUUGGAGGUGAGGGGUGCAGAGUAGCUGGCUUCAUAGCGUGAAUUAGAAUAGGAGCAGGGUGAGACCUGCUGGUGUGGAAUAGAGAGGCAGAAGGGGCUAGGGGCCGUCAUUGAGUAGUGGGACUAAGGACAGGUCUUGAGAAGUGAGCGAGGUGCUGUUUGCUCAGAACAGUGAUGUGUUUGUGGUGUGCUUUACAGAGAGGGAGAGACCCAGGAACCUGAGGGGAGUGCAUUGGGGAGGCAUUGAGGAAGGGCAGGACUGAAGGAUUGUUCCCCCAUUGUCUGCUGGGCCCCUUCCCCACCCAGCAGGAGAUGAGGAGGCCCUGAUGAGAAAGAUCUUUGUGAAGAGAGGGGCAGGUCCAGGUCUCUAGGGGCUGUUACAGUUUUGGAGGGCCCAGCAGGCUUUUGGGGCUCCAGUGCCCCAGUGGUAGGGGAUGGGGUUGUCCUAGUGUCUUGAGUCCCUUCCAGUGUUGGCUACUUUGUUCCUCUCCUGUUGCCUCGAUGUCUACUUUUUCUUUUGUCAGCAUCUUACAGAAUCAGGUCUUGAGGCCAGUGCCUCACACAGGGGCCCCCCUAGGCCAGCCUUCUGAAGGCGUGGGCCGGGGUGGGGCAGGGAGGGUCAGCCCAGGUCAGAUUGAUCUAGACCAGGGGGAAGCAUGGAAUGAUGGGGACCAGGGCUAGGGCGGCUUCCUUCUCUCUUCAUGGUCUUCCCCUAGCAGGGGCUUCCUCUGCUGGUUCCACUUCCCCCAGGGAGCCCACUCGAAGCCUAGGCCAGCCCCAGGAGCCCAGCCAGGGGUGGGACCCAGCCUAAGGCUGGCUCUGCUACCACCUAGCUCCUGGAGCAGGAGAUUGGACCCCUAGGACUGGUCCCCUGGUGAGGGAAGAACCAUCCUGUGCAUAUCCUUAAGGAGACAACUGGCACUGUUGCCUUCCCUGGGCAGAGACUUGUAAUGAUUUUCUUGUCUGCCUCUUAGUCUGUGCCCAUGUUUUUUUGGAGUUAACCACGUCCUCCCGUCUUGUGGGCAAGGAGGCUGAAUGAAAAAAGAAAAAAGAAUAAUGCUUUGACUUUACUUGUAUUAUUUAAAUUUCUUUGAAUAUAUUUCUAUACAUCCUAUCUAAAGUUGAAAUAGAGACAUAAAACUAGCAACGUAAGAAAUCCACAGUAAUGUCUUCAGGAUCUUUCUGACCUUCAAGAAAGGGAAAAUGAAGAUAUUGUGGCACAACAUCAGAAGCAAAGCCUGGAGUUCUGUGCUUUAGAGGUGUUGUUGCUGUCCUAUGAGGGCAGGAGUCCUGGAGCUGGCAUGGCCGAGGAACCCUUGCACAAGCUGGAGGAAGGGCCAUUACAUUAUCAUACCUUAUGAAAAGGAAGAUAACCCAGAAGCUUGCUAUUCAAAAGGCUAUGACAGAUGCAUUCCAGAAACUGCUGGUUGUGGUUUUAGCUUCAGGAUCUUUCUGACCUUCAAGAAAGGGAAAAUGAAGAUAUUGUGGCACAACAUCAGAAGCAAAGCCUGGAGUUCUGUGCUUUAGAGGUGUUGUUGCUGUCCUAUGAGGGCAGGAGUCCUGGAGCUGGCAUGGCCGAGGAACCCUUGCACAAGCUGGAGGAAGGGCCAUUACAUUAUCAUACCUUAUGAAAAGGAAGAUAACCCAGAAGCUUGCUAUUCAAAAGGCUAUGACAGAUGCAUUCCAGAAACUGCUGGUUGUGGUUUUAGGUCAGCUACUUUUCUUGGAAGCAGUGUGGCCAAGGGGAGGAAGAAUGUCUCUCAGAUGUCAGCUUUGAGGAGGAGGAGUUCAGAUGCCCAGAACUGGGCUAGCACUUCUGAAUCUUCCUGAAGACCGGGCCCUGUGACUUCCUUGGGAAGCUCUGCACCACCUCACCCCCACCCCUGCGCUGCUGGAGCCUGGGGCCACUCUGGUCUGCAGCCCAAAUCCUGCCUCGUUGUGCUGGGGGGCCAGGCUGGGGUUGGAGAGAGGGCCUGGCAGGAGGAGUCAGCUGAGACUUGGCUCCUGUAUCCAGACUUAGAGUCAAAUGGAGAGCUGCCUGCAGGGCCAUAUGAAGAUGUUGCUGUUCCACGUCAAGGUGAGAAUGACAGGAUAACCCAGCAUCAAAAGCUCCCAGAGGAGGUUCCAGUGCUAGGCUGGGAUCAGAAUCAGGCCCCAGCUCUGUCUCGACCUAAAGGUAAUAAGAUCAAAGCUGUAGAUAUAGAUCUACCUUUGGAUCUUCUGGGAAGCCCAGAUCAGCCUCCAGAGCCCCCUGAGGAGGCUGAAAUGUCCUCAUCCCUGCAGGAGGCCCAGGCUCAGCGUCCAGAGCCCACUCAGGAGGUUGAGUCUCCACCCCAGCAAGAGGGUCCUGCUCAAAAUCCACAGACCCCUGGGAAGGUUGAAUCUUUUCCGCCCCAGGCAGAGGCCCAGGCUCAGCGUCCAGAGGCCACUGAAGAGACAGAACCAGCUCCACUUCAGCAGGGGGCUCUGUCUCAGCCUUCAGAGGGCCCUGAGGAAGUAGGCGCUGCAGUCCCUUGGGGGGAGGGAGGGCUUCAGGAGCUUUUAGCUGAACAAUUAAGGCCUCAUGGUCCCAAUGAGAAUGAAGCUCAGCAGUCAGACCUGCACAGUGUCAGUGUUAACCCUGUGGAUCUGGCACUUACUAUAAAUCCAGAGGUCACUAAUGUGGUUGAAACUUCUCCAGUUCUGCAGGAGGCCCCCUAUCAGCCUCCAGAGAGCCCUGAGGAGGUGGAACCUUCUCCAGUCCAGGAGGAAGCUGCGUCUCAGCCUCCAGAGAGCCCCGAGGAGGUGCAACCUUCACUUGAGCAGGAGGCCCAGGCUCAGCCUGCAGAGCAUCCUGAGGAGGCGGAACCUCCUCCAUUCCCUCAGGAGGCCCAGGCUCAGCCUGCAGAGCGCCCUGAGUAUGACUCUGCCCCUCUCCAGCAAGAGGCCCCAGCGCAAGUUCCGGGGUCCCCUGGUGAGACUGUACCUCAGUUUCCAGCGAGAGAUGAGGCAGCAGCUCGACCUGGAAGUAAGUAUCCAGCUCACUCCAACCCAUCCAGUGUUACACUUAAACCAGUGGAUUUGGAACUUACGGUCACUCCAGAGCCUGCUAAGGAAGGCGAGUUUACCACAGCCCAGCAGGAGGCCCUGCCUCAGCUUCCAGAGAGCCCUGAGGAGGUGGAACCUUCUCCAGUCCAGGAGGAAGCUGCGUCUCAGCCUCCAGAGAGCCCCGAGGAGGUGCAACCUUCACUUGAGCAGGAGGCCCAGGCUCAGCCUGCAGAGAAUCCUGAGGAAGCGGAACCUCCUCCAUUCCCUCAGGAGGCCCAGGCUCAGCCUGCAGAGCGCCCUGAGUAUGACUCUGCCCCACUCCAGCAAGAGGCCCCAGCGCAAGUUCCGGGGUCCCCUGGUGAGAAUGUACAUCAGUUUCCACCGAGUGACGAGGCAGUAGCUCGACAUGGAAGUAAGUAUCCAGCUCACUCCAAGCUGUCCAGUGUUACACUUAAACCAGUGGAUUUGGAACUUACGGUCACUCCAGAGCCUGCUAAGGAAGGCGAGUUUACCGCAGCCCAGCAGGAGCCCCGGCCUCAGCCUCCUGAAUAUUCUGUGGAGGCAGAACCUUCUCCAACCCCGCAGGAUGCCACAGGUCAGCCUCCAGAGCCUCCUGAGGAAGCUGAGCCUUCUCCAGGUGAACAGGGACGACCGGCUCAGCCUUAUGAGCCUAAUGGGGAAGUUGUACCCUUCUCAACCCAGCAGGAGAGCCCAGCUCAGCCCACAGAGCAUCCUGAGGUGGUGAACCCAGCCACCCAGCAGGAGAGCCCAGCUCAGUCUCCAGCAGAGAUAGAGCCUUCCGCAACCCAGCAGGAAAGCACAGCUCAGCGUCCACAGUCUCCCGCUGAGGCCGAACCCUCUCCAGCUCAUUCUCAAGAUCAUGUGACAACAGCUUCUCCUCCAGGCCAGGAUCAAGCUCAGUCUCUGCAGUGGCCCAGUGUCACUGUUAAACCUGUGGACCUUGCACUCACCAUAACUUCAGGGCCCACAAGUGAAGCUGGACCUUCUCCGCCCCAACAGGAGGCCUCAUCUCAGUCUGCAGGGUCCCCUGAGCAGUUGGAACCGUUACUGGUCGAGCAGGAGGUUCUGGAACAGCCUCCAGCCCCCUCAGGAAAUGGUGAACCUUCUCCAGUCCAGCUUGAGCCCCCAACUCAGCCUCCAGAGACCUCUACAUCUGCCACAGCUCAACAUCCAGUACAUAAUGAGGUGACGUUCUCACCUGCAGGGCCAGGUGAAGCUCAGCAUCCAGUGAUGCCUAGUACCAUAGGCAAACCCCUGGAUCUCACAGUUGUCAUCACUCCAGAGCCUGCUAAGGAGGCUGAAAGUUCCCCAGAGCAGCAGGAGGGCUCUGCUCAUUUUCCCGUUUCCCCCGAGCAGGCUGAAAUUUCUCCAGUCCAGUCUAAGCCUCUUUCUCCAUCUCCGGAGCACCCUGGGAGGGUUGAAUCUUUCCCAGGACAACAAGAGGCCACAGCUCAGACUACAGGUCCCCCUGAGGGGGUGGGGCUUUCUUCGGUCCAGGAGGAAGCCCCGGCUCAACCUCCAGAGCCACCUAAGGAGGUUGAGAUGACAGUUGGAAGACCAGGACAGAAUCACACUCAGCAUUCCAGCUCGCCCAGUGUCACUCAUAAAGCUUUGGACCUGGGGCUUACCGUGACUCCAGGGCCUCUUACAGAGGCUGGACACUCUGCAGCCCUGCAGCAGACGACAUCUCAUCCAACGUACAUGGAGGUGACACCUCCACAGGCAGAGCAGGUGCUGGCUCAGCAUCCAGCCAUGACUGAGUUCACAGUUCAGCCUCUGGAUCUGGAACUUUCACUAAGUCCAGAACCUGAUACAGAGGCUCGACCUUCUCCAACCACGCAGGGGACCCCAACUUGGCCUCCAGAGCCCCAUCAGCCUUCAUUGUAUCAGGAGGUGACAGUUCCCACACCAGACCAGGAUCACCCUGAGCAUCUAAUGUCAUCUAGUGUCAUAGAUAAACCUUUGGAUCUGGAGCUUACCAUGACUUCAGUACCUACUACGGAAGCUGAACAUUCCACAUCGCCCCCUCCAGAACACCCUGAGGUGACACUCACCCCUUUAAGCAUCACUCCAGUCACAGUUCACGCUGUGGACCUGGAAGUUACUGUAACUGGAUCAUCCAGUGUGGAUGUUGAACCUUCUCCGACCAAGCAGGAGACCCCAACUCAGCCUCCAGAGCCACCAAAGGAGGUUGUUGUUGAAUAUCCACCCCAUCAGGAGGUGACCAUUCCGACUUCAAGUAAGGGUCAAGGUCAGCACACAACACCGUCCAGCGUCACACCUCAUCACGUAGACCUGGAGCUAACCAUGACUUCAGAACCUGCUAUGGAGGCUCAACAUUCUACAGUCCUCCAGAAGACUACAGCUCCUCCUCCUGAGGUGGCACUUGCACAUCCAGACCUGACUCGAGUCACAGUUCCCCCUGUAGGUCAGGUAGAUACCAUAACUCGGCACCCAGGGUCACUGAAAACACCUGCUUCGGCUGAGCCUUCGGUGGUGCAUUCUGUACCAUACACCUCAGAAAAGGAGCAACCGGAACAGAGCGCUCCCACAAGUGUGGACAUCUGUGAGCUCUGCAUGUGCAGUAAUGAGAUCUUGUCCUGCACUGGUCUCAGCCCAGAGGAGAGGCUCCAGACAGUGCCCGUGCCGCAGCCCAGCAGCUACAACGGCACCUUCACCAUCCUAGAUUUCCAAGGAAACUCUAUUUCUUACAUUGAUGAAAAUACUUGGAAGCCUUACCGCUGGACUGAGAAACUAAUUCUCAGAGAUAAUUCUUUGACUGAGUUGCGUAAGGAUUCAUUUAAAGGCUUGCUAGCCCUGCAGUAUUUAGAUUUAUCUUGCAAUAAAAUACAGUUUAUUGAAAGCGGUACAUUUGAAUCACUACCUUUUCUGGAGUUUGUCAAUCUUGGUUGUAAUUUAAUAGUAGACCUGAGCUUUGGAACGUUCCAGGCCUGGCAUGGAAUGCAGUUUUUACAGAUGAUAAAUCUCAGUCAUAAUCCUUUGACAACAGUUGAAGAUUCUUAUCUUUUUAAAUUGCCAGCAUUACGAUAUUUAGACCUGGGAAAAACAGAAGUCUCGCUUACAACAAUAGAAAGAAUCCUCAUGAUAAGCGUUGAAUUGAAAACACUGAUCUUACCUAGCCAUAGGACCUGCUGCCUCUGCCAAUUUAAAACUACUAUUGAAGUUGUCUGCAAGACAGUCAAGCUGCACUGUGACAGUGACUGCCUGGCAAGCACCACACGUUGUGGUGAAGAAGCAGCUGUAGGGAACAUAGAAGGAUCGCUCAUGAAGGUGUUACAAGCCCGGAAAAAUAAUACCAGCACCGAGCUGAUUAUUGAGCCAGAGAACGAGUCCUCGGACGAACAUGGUGUCAGCUUCUCAGCCUUCGUCGAUAAACAGCUAGACUUUAAUGACGAAAUUGAUGUUAUUAGUGCAGUAAAUUAUGUACUGCCUUAUUUCUCGGAGGGAAAUCUAGAAGACUUAGAGACAGCAUUUUUACCAUUCAUAAAACUUCUCUUUUCCCAUCUACAAGAUGGAGAUAAGUCCCUGGGUUAUUUGGAAAAAAACACAAGGAACCGUUUUGUUCAACCUGAAUCCAACAACUUACCUUAUAAAAAUAAACUGCAGAGAUUCUAUCAUCUGAAAAAAUGGUCAGAUUCAGAAAUGCAAAAAAAAAUCGAUGAGGUUGAAAAGAAGGAAAAAGCUGCCAGGCUUGUACGUGCCGACCCUUUGGGUCACAAAUUAUGGCAGGUCUUUCAAGAGCAACUGGACACUGCCCAACCACAGGAAAACAGCCCGGCAAAGACUGAAAGUGUAGGGAAAAGGCUGCGGGGAGUGGACUGGGUCCUCAGGGGCCCAAAUGGCAUCAUCAAAAAACGUGUCAAAAAACUGAUGCGUAGGAGGAAACAGAAUUCCCAGCCAGCUGUGGAGAACACUGCCAAGGAUGAAAAGCAGUUGGACACUGCCCAACCACAGGAAAACAGCCCGGCAAAGACUGAGGGUAUAGGGGAAAGGCUGCAGGGAGUGGACUGGGUCCUCAAGGACCCAGAUGUCGUCGUCAAAGAAAGUGUCGACGAACUGAUGCAUUGGAGGAAACAGGAUGCCCAGCCAGCUCUGGAGAACACUGCCAAGGAAGAGGCACUCAGAAGGCAGUCCCCAGGAGCAGGGGGGCAGCUUCAGAUGAUGUGGAGGCCCCGGAAGUUAGUGGGAAGCUCGUUCAACACAAAACCCUCACUUAUAAAUGAAGACAAAGCAGCAGUCUCUUCUUCCCUGCCCCCUGCCCCCACCCCUCCUAAAUCUGAGGUUAGACAGGAAUCAAAAGACUUAUCCUAUAGUAUUUUAGAAGACGCAGAAAGUAUAGUUAGAAAUAUGGAAGCUUCUAAACCAACCUCACGUCCCAGAAAAAGACGCCUGUUCCUUGGUAGUCGCUCUCGUGCGAUGCACAGCUUAUUCCAGGCCAAAAGGAAUCGAACUUUGAAAAGGAAAGAGCUCCUCAGGAGUAUAUCUGCAGGCAGGCCUCCCUCUGCAGUGAGGAGCCUCAUAAAUUCUCCUUCAGGAGAAGCUAUUUCUUCUUCAGCAGAACUAAAUUCUCAUGAAAACCCACCAGAGUUAUUUUCUUCUUCAGACCCUCUUGCAGGAAAGGCAACUGUGCCGGAAGGAGCUCUCUCUGAAGUCGCUGCCCGUACGGACGUUCCCAGCACAUAUUCUGUUACUACAGGCAACUUUGUGCCAACUGUUGAACACACGGACGAAACACAAAGGGAAUACCUCAACGUGGGCACUGAAUUACCCUCUAAACCCACCAGCUUCACUUCCCCAGGGCUUCCAUCCUUGGGUGAUCAGUUUGAACUCCAGGUAAACCAGCAGCUACGGUCCAUCGUACCAAAUGGUUACAUGAGAGGCCUCAUUUCUCAUUUGAUCCGAACUCUCAAAAUGGACUGCUCUGAGACGCACGUGAAGCUGUCCUGUGCCAAGUUUUUCACCAGAACAGGCCUUCUGAUAAAGCUGCUCAGUGAGCAGCAAAAAGUAAAAUUGUCCCCGGCAGAGGGGGAUACUGACCUGUGGAAAACUGAGAACUACAUCAGUGAGAGCGCAGAAGGCCAGAGUGAACAGACAGGGCAGGAGCCACAUGAGCUCACAGAGGAAGUUCCAGGAUCCGACUAUAAGAGCAAAGUCUUGUGGGCAGUUUUAAUAUCUGUGGCAGUAACUGCAGUAGUGGCGGUCUUGGUUAUAAGUUUCUGCCUUUUUGAGAUUUGUUCACGCAGAAAAGCAGCAAAAGAUCAGAAAAAAAGCGUAAGGGGCUUCUUUCGGUUUUUGCUGUGUAGAAAAUGCUCAGAGCAAAGUGAGAGCCAGGAGGGCUUCUUCCAGAGAAUGCGGCCGCUCUGGCUCAGGGACAUGUACAGACCUCUCAGUGCCACACGCAAAAAAAAUAUGGCGCAGAAGCUACAUGAUGGGGAGUCUUCUGACGAGGAAGAGAUUUUCAGUAAGGAUGUGAGGGCACCCACGGAUGACGCAGCUGACGUGGUCCUGACCAGCGAGCCGGACAAGCCGGAUGAGGAGAGCGAGACGGUACUGGGGAGCAACGCGGUGUGAGCGCCGUCCCGCCUCGGGACGCCUGUGCAUUUUAUUUUCUAAUAUUAUCCUUUCAGAAAGAUUGCUUAUAAAAUACUCCUUUUUCUCCAGUGAAGAUGUACAAAUUCCAACCAAUUCUAGCCACGUGGUGAGGACUUAAAAUGUAAAUAGUUGAAUAUUUAUAAGCAAAGAACAAGGGCCACAGGCAGGAGAAAGCAGGGCUGAGGCUUGAAUCCCUCACAGUAGGCAGUGCUUCCGUGAGGGGUGACGUGGGCACAGGAGGAUGACUAGAAGGAUGAAGAAGGGCUUCUCUCCCUCGUUUCCCCAGUAGAGUCAGUCCCUGGGAACCGGGAAGCGUGUCGUGCGCCGGGGGCAGGAUCGUGCAGUCACGGCACAGCCGGCGCUGGCUUCCCCCCCUGCUCCGGGCCGGCGGCGGCUACUCACAGCACGGCUGCCCCUGCCGGUGGGGGCCCCGCUCACAGGGGCUGGGGCGGCCAGAAGGUUUGCGUCCCUGGGCUGCCUCCACCCUGAGGCCAAGGCCUGGCUUUUCUCCGAAGCUCUCAAACUCGUGUACAGAUGUGUUUCCUGUCAUGGUAGGGGGUUCUCCACCCUUUGAAGCUGGUGGAAAAUUCUCAUUGAGUUUUUUCUUCUCUAAAAAGCCCCUAACCCUUGGAGAGCUAGCUGGAGGGACAGGGUAGAGAAUGGGUGGGAGCAGCCAUUGCCCAAGGUGGCCAUCCCCAGGCCUCCCCUGGGCUGCCCUGGCCUCUCCUGACCCCACUGAGGGUCUGCCACGUGCUGCUCAGCUCCCUCCAGCUCAGCCCAGCACCAAACCUCCCCACUUCCUGCCUCACCCAGCACAGGCCUGUGGCUGCGUGAUUUCAAGCGAGUGUGUAAUGACAGUGCCACCUGCAUUAGCUGCAAGGUUCUUCCACUCCUACAAAGGAAGUCAUUAUUCAGUCGCAUUUAAUAAGCCAGUGAUGGUUGAAGUACCUUAGUGAGUAAAAGGAAUUCUGAAUGAGUCAAUAACAGUGACAACUACAGUGAGGAGAAUGACGGGAGCUGUUUACCGAGCACCUGCUCUGGGCCAGGUGCAGUACUAGGCACUUGAGUCACACCAUUAGGUCAUAAGAACAGAAAGUCCCCAUGCCCGCCCAGACUCUGUAAUGAGUCAGGGGUUGAUGUCAACGAGGGAGGUGGACACGAAGACAAGGAGCAGAUGAGAAGCCAGGGAUAAAGAUCCUCAUGUUGCUGGGCUUCCCAACGUGCGAGCCAGGAUUCCAAGUAGCUCCAGGUUCCUAUGUGGGGAUGUUUCCAUUAUUUCAAUGUUGGUACAUAGAGGGAGGCUUAGGUAAGAUUUUUUAUGUCACACUACCUCCAAUUUGCACAAUUCUUUAUUAGUCUCAAAUGCUACCCUAAUGUAUUUCUAAAUAGAAAUGCCCAAGAGUAAGGCUCUGCUUUGCCCAGCUUGACCCAGAUUGGGCAGUGCUUUUGCCAGAACACAGACUUCACCUGGCCCGCCUGUCUGUCCUUGGCUCAGGGACACACCCUGGCUCUAGGAGUCAGCUGGUACAAAAACCAUGGCCACCUACAGCUGCCUCUGUCUCCAUCAUACUGAUGGGCAAACUAGCUCGGAGUCCGGCUCCUUACUGAGAACUGAGUGACAGAACAAGGGACGGAGAUACAAGGCUAACAGCUACUCAGUGAAAAUUCUCACUGACUCUAAUGAGAUCUGUCAGAGGAAUUAGCCAUUUUUAAAAUGAUAAUGAAACGAGGCAAUGAAUGAGUAGGGCAAGAAUGACACAGAAGAGUUGUAGGGUUUGGAGGAGGGAAGGUUAGGAAGCUGGGGAGAGUCCAUGAAAAAGGUGGGACUUGUCCUGGGCCUGGGUUACAAGCCAGAGACUGUGCCUGGUCUGGAGGAAGAGUUGGACACAGUCCCUGUCCUGCAGGCACUCCUAAGACUGGGAGGAGGGACAGACCCCUGAAGGUGUACGUAGAAGACAGUGUGUUGAUGUGACAAUGGCAGUGUGCCAAGCGGUGGGUUCAGCUCUUGGUUGGCUGGAAAGGAGUAAAUGUGAGGGAUGGCUUGGAGGAGGGGAAGAGGAAGGAAGCCACACAGAAGUUUAGGCUGACGAGAUGAAGGAAAGGCCUGGUCUAGACAGGACAGUACAGCAGCUAGAAGCGUGAAACCCCAGGGUGUGCUCGCACGUGCGCAGCCUGCUUCCCGAGCACGCAGCGCGAGGCGGGAAAGGCAGUGUGAGAGGCCGCGUGGGGAGCAGGGUACCUGUCCCCGGGGUCCUGGCAGAGGCACGUGGUCAUGACCAGGCAGCACAGACUGCAAUGUUUUAAGCAGAGAAGGGUCAUGAUCAAGCUUGAGUUUUAGAAAGAGCACUUUGAAGGUGGUCUGGAAGUAGAGAGGCCAAGAGAUCAACUUGGGGGUUUAGACCAAGUAGGAACUGGGAGGAAGUGGGGCGCCAGACUGGAGGUUUUGAUGCAGCUGAAGCACGUGUAUGGUGGGUACACAUGAGUGGGAACUGGAAGGACAAGCGCUUUUGUUCACAGAAGGAAAGGUUGGACUUUUGAGAGUUUGUAUGGUAGAUUCCAGAUGAUAAUAAGGUCCAAGUGUAACCUGUGGGUGGGGGUCAGGAAGUAUCGGGAAUCCAGCAAGUGAUGAGAAAGAGCUCGAAUGACCUUGGAGACUCACUUGUUUCCCCUUUAUGUAGCUCAGCAGAAAGCUAGCUCAGCAGGCACCUGCAGGGCCAUGGGUGGGGGAAACAGGCGCCCCUUCCGUCAUUUCUACCCUCUGGCAGUUCCCAGUAUUAGUGGUACAGGUGGACAGAAUCAACUUUCUCAGAACUCUGGAAAUCUAACCAAUGGGCUUGUAGAAAUCUGAGGGGCAAUUUAUUUAAGAAAACACAUUAACUUUCUCUCUCUCUUUCUUUCUUUCUUUUUCUAUCUUUCUUUCUCUAUUUAUUUAUUUAAAACACUAACUUCUGUCAGGACAGUGAGAUCUGUGUUGCUUUAACUUGUCCUAGAACUUUGCCCUCCAUGAAAGUUUCUUGGGGACAAAGUCUUUGUCCUAUUCUUUGUAACCCCAACACUUAGUGCAGUGCAGAGCAUGGCUCACAGUGAAUGUUUUUGAAUAUAUCCAUUAAAUUUGUCAACUGUGAUUCAACAACCACCCCCCUCCCUGGGUCGCCUAUCUGACCAUAAUGAAACUCAGAUUCUUAUGAGAGUCUUGGUGUUAUAAAAUGUUUAGGAAAGGUCAUGAGUUUAAGACAUGGUACCAGUGCUACUAAAACCUCUUGGUGGAGGGAGCUAACGAGCCCACUCUCCGAUGUGCUGGCAAGAGAAAAACUGAGCCUUUGUUCUCUUUCCACAAGUUAGGCACCAGCAAGCUAAUGAAGGGGGAAGGGAGGCUGCCACUAGUGGGCAUCUGCAGAACUGUUAGUCCAGCUCCAGAUGCACAAUCGACACCUUCAUUAACCCAAACUGAACUUUGUGAAACUGCAUUUCUGAACUACAAGACAAAUAGGAGGGUCUUUUCCAAAGCCUGAUUUAGAGGAGGCUCUUCACCUUGAGUCUAAAAUCCCCUUCAGACAACUGAACCUACCUGCUGUGAUCUGCUUGUGACAUGGAGAAAUCACAAAAUUUUCAAGGUUCUGAAAAACCCAUACUUCUUAUUAGUUGUAGUCAGGAAAGAAAGUAUAGUGCAUUAGGCAAUAGCAAUAUAUCUUCUUUAUAUUUUUCACACUACAGCUUAACACAAACAUCCAUACCUCAAAGGUUCCUAUUGACCACAGAUAAUUCACUUCAGACAUACAGAAUUUUUGAAAAAUAACGUUUUGGGUGGUUGAGGAGAGAGGUGCCCAGUGGUGGGUGUUUAGGAAUUUUUUCCGCUUUACCAUUUAAAAGCAGCUAAUAGUUGAGGAGGCACCCAUACCUUUUGUUCCCUGAAGAAUUUUGGGCUAAACUUAGUUCUUUGCAGCUCUGUGCUGCAUACAUUUUAAGCAGUUAGGAAUUUUGCACAUGAGCAGGGGUUAAAUUCAAAAGUGGAAUUUCAAGCACGUUAGAGCAACAACAAUGGGAUUUGUGACAACGCUAAUUAACAGUAUCAAUAAUAUACAAAUGAUUGUCCUGAAAUAUCAUCUUUCAAAACAGGAUAACAUUUUGAAGAGGUGGAUUGAGUUUAUCUUGGAAGAGUGUGCAAAUGGUUUCAUUAUCUACUAUUUUUAACUGCCAGUAAAAAUAUAAAAUCGUUUUCUUCUAUAGAUAGUUCAGAGUGCCAAGAAUUUGACCAGAGCUGAUGGAAAAGUGACAUUAUUCACCUUUUAAUGCUUCUGGGUCUCUAUAACGCCAAGGAUGAGAACUACCCCAACUGUCUUUUUAACCAAAGAGGAUUUGAUUAUAAAUGCCUAUGUAUGUGUGCGAAUGAAUGACCAAAUCAUGUAGGGAAUGAAGGUAUUUCAUGUAGGGCAUUUUCAAGCUUGGCCAGUAAAAACGUUAUGUAAACUUACGGUCUCCCCCAACGACAGUGUGAAGCUCUGAGAUCUGUUCUGUUCACUGCUGUAUCUUCAGUGCUUAGACAGAACUGACAGAAAGUAACUACUUAAUAAAUUUGCACAAAAAGGAAUAAAUCCUGCAGUAUUAUGUUUAACUAAUGAAUGCAACAAUUUUGAUAAUUGCAUAAUUUUGCUGUUAUAGGUAAACUCAAAAAGGCCAAAUACUAUGCAAUAUUUCAAAUAUUUUCUAUAGUGAAAUAUUAAGUACCAAAGAAGACAGAAUCAAAGAAAAGCUAAGGCUGUAGACUUUUGGGAGAACUCCAUGCCACUUAACUGCUCUCAUAUUAUUCCUCUGUUUGAAACUAAAGUCAAGGAAAGUUGACCUCCCCUACUCAAUUCCUUACAACCUUCAUGAAGAUCUUUCGUGUGUGUUGAUAUCUUUCAAUGCAAAUAAAAAUCAUUGCACCAGUA
Molecule: messenger RNA, 14482 nt
Organism: Camelus dromedarius (Arabian camel)
Lineage: Eukaryota; Metazoa; Chordata; Mammalia; Artiodactyla; Camelidae
Product: leucine-rich repeat-containing protein 37A
Exons: 20
Coding region: 3159-9533 (2124 amino acids)
Molecular function (GO): protein binding
Source: RefSeq, a predicted model, not a curated record